This is a messenger RNA of Capsicum annuum, 1662 nucleotides long. Its product is annotated as HIPL2 protein-like. The coding region runs from base 1 to 1662 and encodes 553 amino acids. The record is from RefSeq and is a predicted model, not a curated record. NCBI's taxonomy places the organism in Eukaryota, Viridiplantae, Streptophyta, Magnoliopsida, Solanales, Solanaceae. The transcript is spliced from 7 exons.
AUGGUUGCUAAAGGCAAUGUUUUUCACCUGAAUCUGUGGUUGAUUUAUGGUUUUCUUACAUCCUGCGAGGACUUAAAAUUGGAGGAGCAAUUUGCAGCAAUGAAUAUCUCUGAUCCUGAGUAUGCUCCUCUCGUGAAGUCAAUUCUUUCCCAAGACUUAAUGAAUGAUGCUCAAUCGUUUGGUAUUCAUGAAACUCAUCAAGCUCCAAAUGGUGUUUGCCUUGAAAAAAUUGGAAAUGGGUUUUAUAUUGGCAUGGCUCCACACCCUGAUGGCUCUAACCGCGUCUUUUUGUGGAACCAACAAGGUAAAGUAUGGCUUACCGCUGUACCUGAGGAUGGAUCUAAUGAAGUGUUGGAACUUGAUGAGUCCAAGCCCUUUCUAGAUAUAACUAAUCAAGUGCUUUUUAGUUUGCAAUUUGGGGUAAUGGGAAUGGAGUUCCAUCCUGAUUUUGUAAGUAAUGGUCGUUUCUUUGUUUCGUACCACUGUGAUAAGCUGCGACACUCAGGAUGUUUAGGCAGAUGCUCAUGUAACUCAGAAAUUGACUGUGAUCCAGCAACACUUCCAAUAGACGGUGGCAUUGAGCCAUGCCAGUAUCAAAUUGUAGUAGCAGAGUUCACAGCAAAUGGUACUGCGACAACACCUUCCGUGGCAGAAAGUGCUAACCCAUUGGAAGUCAGGAGGAUAUUUACAAUGGGACUCCCAGAUAGGGGAGUUUACGGAGGCCAGAUUCUCUUUGGCCCUGCAGACGGGUUUUUGUACGUUAUGACUGGUAUUGGUACACAUCGAGGAGACCCUUACAAUUUUGCACAAAACAAGAAAUCGUUGCUUGGAAAGAUCUUGAGGAUUGAUGUGGAUCAAAGAAACCAAGUGCGUGAUCGAGGGCUUUGGGGAAAUUACUCCAUACCAAGAGAUAAUCCGUACAGCAAUGACAAGCAACUAGUAUCUGAAAUUUGGGCUUUAGGUCUUAGAAAUCCAUGGCGUUGUAGUUUUGAUUCAGAAAGGCCUUCCUACUUCCUGUGUGGAGAUUCUGGACAGGACUUUUACGAAGAGAUAGAUAUGAUAACAAAGGGUGGAAACUAUGGGUGGCCCAUCUACGAAGGCCCUUAUCCCUACAAACCGGCAAAUGCCCCAGAACGAAGCACUUCUUCAAGCUCCAAAAGUCUCAUAUUCCCCGUCAUGGGAUACAACCACUCUGAAGCUUAUAAGACAAUUGGUUCAGCGUCCAUAAUUGGUGGCUACUUCUACAGGUCUCAAACUGAUCCCUGUCUGUAUGGAAGGUACUUGUACAUAGACUUAUAUCCAAAUGGAAUAUGGUCAGGUACUGAAAAUCCUGAAAAUAGUAGAAACUUCACAAGUUCAAAAAUCCCUUACAGGUGCGCGCAUGAUUCUCCAAUCCAUUGUGAAUCAAUUGCAGAUGGGGUUAUACCUGGUAUAGGUUACGUUUCAUCUCUAGGGGAAGACAACAGAAAAGACAUUCAUAUACUUACAACCAUCGGUGUCUACAGAGUUGCACGUCCAAGUAGGUGUAAUUACUAUUGUCCUAAAGAGAGAACUAGUAAACCACCCCCUCAUGUUUCCUUGUCUAGGAAAUUAUGGGAGAGGACAAAACACUAUGCUCUUCUAAUUUCUUCCAUGAUGCUGCUUUUGUUGAAUCUUGUGUAA